AUGAUGGAGAAAAAGAUAGUGCGCAAAGGGCCGCUGCCUGGAGGUCGCCAGGGCGCGUCUGGAGCUGGCGCUGGACGCGACAGCAUGUGGGCCGCCUGCCGAGCGCGGGGUGUUGCAAGACCACCUAGCAGCCCCCCGCAUCCAUCAUCCCCACCAGAAAGCUUGGUGUCGGCUGGGUCUUCUCGGACUCAGCAAGCGGCACCCGCCGCUGGUGGAGCACGUCGCAUGCGUUGGUCUAAAUCAAUGAAUGAAAACGCACUGCGGGCGUAUUUUAGGGCAAAAGGGGAAGAAACUGGAUGUUUGGCGUAUCGGGCUCGGAUGCAUCGCUUUUUUGCAGAGCUGGAGCCAUCUCUAUCUGUCACUGAGCAAAACCUGGCAGACCGAGUUAGGUACAUCCUGCGCUCCAACAUAUUUGGUGACGCCGAACUCGAGCGACUACGACGUGAGGCUAUUCCUUCAUCGAAUGGAAAUGCUACGGCUGGGAAUGCGGCGCCACUAGAUGCGCAACAAACUGCAUAUGUGGAUGCUGCCGUCAACAUUCCAUUUGUGGCUAAUUCAGACGAUGAUGGAAUAGUCUCCCACGAACUAGAGAAAAUGAGGAGCAUAUUGGAAGAGUCGAUGCUGGAAACGCGCAGCAUGCCUCUCGAAAAUCGACCGCGACUUCCCCGCAUACCCCUUAGCAAGCGAAAUCGGGCUGUCGUGCGGGCUCUUAACCCAAUGCUGGUGACCUAUUUGGAAGCCAGCCGGGACCUUUGCGAGACAGAUUCAAAAAUUCUUUUUGGCGUCGCACUGGCAGUAUGCCGUAUUAUUGGCGCCAAACUUCCCGUGGCUGGACAUGCUACUCAAAAAGUAGCGCCAUCCCAGCCUGGAGAAAAAGAAUUGAGGACCGUAUCGCAAAGGUAA
Parnassius apollo (apollo) is the source of this 903-nucleotide messenger RNA. NCBI's taxonomy places the organism in Eukaryota, Metazoa, Arthropoda, Insecta, Lepidoptera, Papilionidae. The record is from the annotation of a GenBank genome assembly.